AUGGUGAAGUCAUAUCUAAAAUUCGAGCACUCGAAGACUUUCGGGCUCGUCACCUCCGCAUCGUCAAAUGCGAUUUGGGUCCGAGACGAUGCAAUUGCCGGGGUUGCACGCCAAACAGGUGCAGGAAGGGCUGUAGCAGGUGCGGGCGAAGAAGUUUUGUGCUGGGAUAUCAAAAAAGGUGAACUACUGGGGAGGUGGAAAGAUUCUUCUUGCAAAGCACAAGUCACCGUGGUUACACAAAGCAAGACCGACGAGGAUAUUUUCGCUGUUGGCUAUGAAGACGGCAGCAUUCGUCUCUGGGAUUCGAGGACCGAGUCUGUAAUUAUCUCCUUCAACGGCCACAAAUCUGCCAUCACACAACUUGCGUUCGACAGUGCAGGUGUCCGUCUUGCAAGUGGCUCUAGGGAUACCAACAUCAUUGUCUGGGAUUUGAUUUCAGAAGUUGGAUUAUUCAAGCUACGCGGACACACAGACCAGGUCACUUCUCUCCGUUUCCUGGUGCCAUCGCCGGAGCUGCUCAAUCAAGCUGGAUUGAUCGAUCACACCGGUUUCCUGAUAACAACUGGGAAAGAUGCGUUGAUUAAAGUUUGGGAUCUGGCGUCUCAGCGCUGCAUUGAAACACACAUCGCACAAUCAAACGGAGAAUGCUGGAGUUUAGGUCUCGCUCCCGAUCAGAGCGGUUGUAUAACCGGAGGCAACGACGGCGAGUUGAAGGCUUGGUCAAUCGAUGAAGGAGCCAUGAUCGAGAUUUCCAAAGAGAAAGUUGGCUCAGAGGACCGCAAAAUUUUGACUGACAGAGGGGCAUUCUACCGUAACGGAAAGGACCGAACAACAGGGAUCAGUUUCCACCCACGAGCAGACUAUGUGGCCUUCCAUGGCUCAGAAAAGGCCGUGGAAAUAUGGCGCAUCCGCUCCGGGACAGAGGUUCAAAAGAGCCUAGCGAGAAAGCGCAAGCGGAGAAAGGAGAAGGAGGCACAGCGUGCGGCAGAAAACGGCGAAUCUACUGAGAAGGCCGGGAAAGAGGAGGAAGAAGCUGAUGUCUCUGCAGCUCCAGUUACUGAAGUCUUCGUAUCUCACAUCAUCGUCAGAACGGGCGGCAAGGUUAGGUCUUUCGAUUGGAUCAGAGCGAAAUCGAGCGGAAAGCUCCAACUAUUGGCGGCUACCACGAACAAUCAGCUAGAGGCCUACAGCGUCGCGACUUUAAAUAAGAAGGCUAAGGACGAAGACGACGUGGAUUACAGCCGAACCCUGGCCGUGGAUAUACCAGGCCAUCGCACGGACAUCAGGUCGGUUGCCCUGAGCUCCGACGACCGAAUGCUAGCUUCUGCUUCCAACGGAAGCCUCAAGGUGUGGAACGUCCGCACGCAGAACUGUUUAAGAACACUGGAAUGUGGCUAUGCGUUAUGCUCUGCCUUCCUUCCAGGUGAUAAAAUUGUUGUGGUUGGCAAUAAGGAUGGUGAGCUAGAAGUCUUCGAUAUCGCAUCCUCUACGCUCUUAGAUACCAUUAAAGCACACGAUGGCCCUGUGUGGUCUUUGCAAGUGCACCCGGACGGCAAAUCCUUGGCCAGUGGCAGUGCAGAUAAGUCCGUGAAGUUUUGGAACUUCCAGGUUGUACAGGAAGAAAUUCCUGGUACCAAGAGAACGACGCCUCGGUUGAAAUUGAUACACUCGAGGACACUAAAGGUCUCAGACGACAUUUUAAGUGUCCGGUUCUCGCCCGAUGCUCGCUUGCUGGCCGUUUCACUGCUGGAUAAUACUGUCAAGGUUUUUUUCAACGACUCUUUAAAGCUGUUCUUGAACCUUUAUGGUCACAAACUCCCUGUCCUAAACAUGGACAUCUCUUGGGACAGCAAGCUCAUCGUCACCUGCUCAGCUGACAAGACAGUCCGCCUAUGGGGUCUAGAUUUUGGUGAUUGUCAUAAAUCCUUCCUUGCUCACGAGGACAGCAUUAUGGCUGUGGCUUUCGUACCCAGUAAUAAUGAAGGUAACGGGCAUAACUUCUUCAGUAUCAGCAAAGAUCGGAUCAUCAAGUACUGGGAUGGUGAUAAAUUCGAACAUAUCCAAAAGCUGGCAGGGCAUCAUGGUGAGGUCUGGGCAAUGGCAAUCAGCCGCACUGGCGAGUUCAUUGUCACCGCCAGUCACGAUAAGAGUAUCCGCACAUGGGAGCAGACAGAUGAGCCCCUGUUCCUGGAAGAAGAACGCGAAAAGGAACUCGAAGAGAUCUAUGAUAACAAUCUUGCGGCUUCGCUCGAAGAAGAGGAUGGCGCGGAUGGCGAAAAGGCCGAAGCAGUAGAAGCCGGAAAACAGACAACCGACACCCUCAUGGCUGGAGAAAAGAUCAUGGAAGCACUGGAUCUGGGAAUGGAAGACCUCAUGGUGAUGCGCGAAUGGCGCGCAGUCAAGGCAAGGAAACCGAACGCAGCACCUCCCGCCCGCAACCCGUUGUACAUGGCCUUAAACAACGUCUCCGCCGAGCAGUAUCUGCUCAACGUCGUGCAAAAGAUUCCACCCGCCGCCCUCCAGGACGCUCUUCUUGUCCUCCCAUUCUCGAAGGUUCAGGCGCUCUUCACGUUCCUCAACAUCUGGGCCAGCCGAGAGUGGAACGUCCCUCUCACCUGCCGUGUGCUGUUCUUUAUGCUCAAAACACACCACCGCCAGAUCGUUGCCAGCAAGAUGAUGCGGCCCAUGCUCGACAAUAUCCGCUCCUCGCUCCGUCGAGUCCUCACGCGCCAGAAAGACGAAAUGGGAUUCAACCUUUCUGCUUUGCAAUUCGUUGGUCAGCAGGUUAAAGCCCACGGAACAAAGGAUUACAUUGAUGAGGAAACCUGGGAGGAACAGGAGCGAACAACGGGAACUGGCAAGAAACGUGUCUUCUCCAGCAUUGCCUAA
Messenger RNA from Aspergillus puulaauensis, 2889 nucleotides. Its product is annotated as snoRNA-binding rRNA-processing protein DIP2. The transcript has 3 exons. The record is from RefSeq and is a predicted model, not a curated record. Gene Ontology annotation, molecular function: protein binding; snoRNA binding. Gene Ontology annotation, cellular component: small-subunit processome; Pwp2p-containing subcomplex of 90S preribosome. The coding region runs from base 1 to 2889 and encodes 962 amino acids. NCBI's taxonomy places the organism in Eukaryota, Fungi, Ascomycota, Eurotiomycetes, Eurotiales, Aspergillaceae. Gene Ontology annotation, biological process: maturation of SSU-rRNA.